Molecule: messenger RNA, 4075 nt
Organism: Hipposideros armiger (great roundleaf bat)
Lineage: Eukaryota; Metazoa; Chordata; Mammalia; Chiroptera; Hipposideridae
Gene: SC5D
Product: sterol-C5-desaturase
Exons: 6
Coding region: 343-1242 (299 amino acids)
Biological process (GO): lipid biosynthetic process
Molecular function (GO): iron ion binding; oxidoreductase activity
Source: RefSeq, a predicted model, not a curated record
UCGGAGCGUGAGGGUCUCGCUCCGCCCCCUCCAGGCAGCGCCCGCUAGCUGACCGCGGCGGUUCGCGAACCCUGGCAGCCUGGGACCCGACAUCAGCUGAAACGGCGCGGGACCCUCACUAGCCAAAACCACAAAUAAGUCAGGAGAAGCUGACACUGAAGAAAUGCGGAACACUGAUCAGGAUGCUUGUGUUAUGUAUUUCUUUGGUGGUGAGGAAAUUGCUGAAAGGUUGUUACAUGCACUUAAGUUUGAGGACGGUCAUAGCUACAUUAAUGAUGAUGACAACACGGCUGCAUUGUGAACACAAAUGGGAAAAUUGCUGAAGGCAUUUAUGGGGCUAAGAUGGACCUUGUACUCAGUGCUGCAGAUUAUUAUUUUUUCACACCAUACAUAUAUCCAGUCACAUGGCCAGAGGAUGAUUUUUUCCGACAAACUAUUAGUCUCCUGAUUGUAACAAAUCUUGGUGCUUAUAUCCUGUAUUUCUUCUUUGCAACGCUGAACUAUUAUUUUGUCUUCGAUCAUUCAUUAAUGAAACAUCCACAAUUUUUAAAGAAUCAAGUCUAUCGAGAGAUUAUGUUUACUGUCCAGGCAUUGCCGUGGAUAAGUAUUCCCACUGUUUCAUUGUUCAUGCUAGAGUUGAGAGGUUACAGCAAAUUAUAUGAUGACAUAGGAGAGUUUCCUAAUGGUUGGUUUCAACUUGUUGUUAGUAUACUGUCCUUCCUGUUUUUCACUGACAUGCUAAUCUACUGGAUUCACAGAGGCCUUCAUCAUAGACUUGUAUAUAAGCACAUACAUAAACCUCAUCAUAUCUGGAAGAUCCCUACUCCAUUUGCAAGUCAUGCUUUUCACCCUGUGGAUGGCUUCCUUCAAAGUCUACCUUACCAUAUAUACCCUUUUAUCUUUCCAUUACACAAGAUAGUUUAUUUAGGUUUGUACAUCUUGGUCAACAUCUGGACAAUUUCCAUUCAUGAUGGUGAUUUUCGUGUUCCCCAAAUCUUACAGCCAUUUAUUAAUGGUUCAGCUCACCAUACAGACCACCACAUGUUCUUUGACUAUAACUAUGGACAGUAUUUCACAUUGUGGGAUCGAAUUGGAGGCUCGUUCAAAAAUCCUUCCGCCUUUGAAGGGAAGGGACCCCUUAGUUAUGUUAAGAAGAUGACAGAAGAAAAGUACAGCGGCCAUACAGGAAAUGGUUGUAAAAAUGAAAAAUUAUUAGAUGGUGAGUUUACAAAGACUGAGUAAAUUAUUGCCCAAUUAUUAAAUAUUUUUAAUAAGGAAAAGUAAUCUACAUACAGCCAAGAGACAUAGCGAGUAGAUGAUAUCAUUUGAAAAUCAGCAUUGUGGGCACUACUGAGGAAUGAUCAUAAUGGUAGGUCAAGGUGAACACCGUGAUUUUAACCCCAUGCUUAAAAUACUAGAUGUUGGCCUAAGGGACAACUUAUGUCUUUCUAUCCAGCAGAUCUGUAAUCUGUAUAGUCUCAACAACUAUUUCAAAAAGAUAGAGAAUAAAUUAUUGAGAAGACUAGGUUAUGCCCUUUUGCCUUAAUCUACCAUAUUCAUUAAGAGAAAUUCAUUGUGCUUAAUAAUACCAAGACUAAGCACCAUAAUAAAGAAAUACUAAUAUAAAGAUGGUUCCUUGUUUCAGGAAUGGUUACAUCUUCAGUGUUGGUAUGAUUUAAGUGGAAACAGUGUGAAAAAAAUACUGAUAUAACAUAUUAGUCGCAUUGUAAAUGACCUAAUUAAUAGCAGGAGUAAUUAGAUUAUCACUGCCUACACAUAGGAAGCUUAUUCUCUGGGGACAUUGUCAAAUAUUACAUUUUACUAAUGAAUGAAUAAAUUGGAAUUUUUAAAAAUAAUUGAUACUACCAUGAUUUAAUCCAGAUCUGGGAUUAUUUAAGGAUUUUGAUGGUUAUUAUUUAAAACCAUUAUUUAGUAAGUCUAAAAAUAUGUGACUGAUUAUAUAGUAGUCCCCUCUUAUUCUUCGGAGAUACGUUCCAAGACGCCCAGUGAAUGCCUGAAAUUGCAGGUAGUUCCAAACACUAUAUAUACUAUAUUUUUUCUAUACAUACAUAGCUAUGAUAAAGCUUAAUUUAUAAAUUAGGCACAGUCAGAUUGACAGCAAUAACUAAUAAACUGCUGUAGUUAAAAAGGGAAGUUUGAUGCCCAAAUAAUAUAUUUGACACUGCUGAUUUUUUAAUUAAAUUGAUGCACUGCACUUUUGAUGUUUCAAUGUUACAAACCUUUAAUUUUCUAUAAAAGGGAUUAAUUGUCAAAUAUUUAGGCCUAACAGUGAAGAUUAGUUUUGAAAUACAUAUUAUUCUCCCUCUUCUCCCUUCACUUUUCCCCACUUCCUCUGCAAAAAGAUUUGACAGAUAUUUUUAUAAAGAAAUGCUGUUUGUUGUAACAUAAAUAUAUUGGAAAAAAUGGUUUGCAAAGACAUUCUAUAAACUAUUUAUAUAAAAUCAAUAAAAGUUGAUUAUGACUGUUAUAAAGCUGUAUCAGUUGAAUAUUGUAACAGCACAAAGUAUUCUUUGUACAAAUUUUAUAUUAAUUUGAAACAAUACGGGUUGUCAAAACUGUUUUAGAAUGUCCCCAAAGGCUCAAUGUCAAGGGGGAGAAAGAAAGAAGGGGGUAUCACAUUUUUUUCAUGUUUCACAUUUUUUUUAUUGGGUUGUUGGAAAAGUCAUGACGCAUUUUUGCAACAAAAAACAGAAAAAAUACAUCAUGACUUUUUCCGACAACCCAAUAGAUUUGAGUGUUUUAGCAGAUCAGUCAUAAAUUUAAUGCUUAGGAUCCAGAUAAAAAUGUUUUUGUUUUCUCUUUGAGUUACUGUUACAAUAUUUGUAUUUCUUAAAUACAAGAAUCUGGGAAGUGUGUCUAAUUGUGUAGCUGGGAGGACAGGGUAACCAGUUUCUUGAACCAUUAGCCUGUUUGCCAUACCCAUAUAAUUUAUUCCCCUCUUUUUGAGGGUUCCCAUAAAAGUAUUAAAGAGAUGAAUGAGCUGAAAAGUAUUUCAAGUUAUUCAUGCACUGGUUGUCUUCAUGUCUUUAAUUCCAUAACUCCAAUUAUGAGUGUUAAAGUUUCCUCUAGAUUCUUCUUCCUGUGUAGCUAAUAGAAAAGAAAGGACAUAAUUAAUGGAGAGAGGGAAGCUUCCUCAAAGGUAAUCAAACUAGUCUCUGCCCUGCCAUCCUUUUUCUUAAAGUCUGGUCUUAUUAAGCAGUAUUAUAUGAAACCAUCCUAACAUUCUUUUUUUUUUUUUUUUUGUAGACUACCAUUACAUUCUCCUAUUUUUCCUUAGAGAAAUUCAGAGACUAUUCAUGGAAGGGAAGAUGUGAAUUCCCCCCAUAGGAAUAUCAAUUGAUAAACUUUUCACAAACUUGGCUUUGAAACCUUUCAAAAACUUAUAGGACAGAAAGGGAAAAUCAAGAUUACAUUUUGCACUUUUAUGUUAGAAAUUAGAAAAUGGGUGGAAGUGGUACAAAACCCAGAGACCUUUACUGAAUCCUCAUCUUCUUCCCUGUGUCUGUCUCUCUCCCUGUCUCCCUUUGUCUGAUACUGUGAGUUCCUCCUUCUCAUCUCCCUGUAUCAUGUUUCUUUUUCCUCCCAUCUUCAAGGAAUCAGAGAUAGAUUUAGGAGAGAAUUUUGAGUUCACUGUUGGUACAUGGAGUUUAUAGUGCAGGCAGGUUGUUUAGUGAUGAUGUCUGGGAAGAAGAUGGAAAGUAGGGAGACAAAUCAGAACAAAGAUAUUUGGGAUUAACUCAGAAGAAAAGUUUGAGGUCGUGAGAUUGAUUGCGAAGGAGAGCAUGAGAAAUGCUGUCCAAAGAAACAAACCAACUUAAGGGGAAAAGAACUUUCUUUCCUUGUCUUUCUAACUUCAAACUCGACACACUUGACUGGCAGUCUUAUAUCAACAUUUACUGCUUUUUGUCAUCAUUGUAAUGUGUAUCCUAUUUAUUCUAGACCCCCAGAUUCCUUCAAAGUAAAAACCAUGUGUGAGUCAUCGUUGUAUUAACCAUGUACCCUUACAGAAUGCCCACAACAUGGUUGAGGUGUCAUAAAUACUUUGCUGAAUGAA